UCCGCGUGCCGCAUUCGUCUUAGCUCCGUUGACCCGACAGCAUCGCAAACAACGCAACAACAACAACUCUUCGUAAUCAUCAUCGUCGCCGCUGCUGCUGAUUCGAUUUUUUUUUGCGUUGAGAACAGCACCAACACGCAUACAUAAGUAUAUAAUUUAUCGAGAUUUACGCGAGUGAUUUUUGAGGAAUACAUAGUGUCGAUAAAAAGGCUACGGAGAGAUACAAAAGUUUCUUCGCGCGCCGCUAUAUAAGACCGCGAAACGACGAGUGGUCUCCUGCACACACAUACCGAUGGACAAAUAUCGACUUUCAGAGAAAUAAAUUUCACCGAAUCGCAGUCGCACGAAGGCACGAACGAUCAUGCAACAUAAAAUCGUCCUCUGCUGUCUCGUACUCCUAGUGGCUACCGCCUUGACCGUCCAGGCUCUACCUUACACCCGAGCGAGGCUCAUGUGGAACCAGUUUCAGGAAGAUUUUCCGGAGGCCGCACAGGAGCUCGAGGACAGAAUCGAAAAUAUGGCCCUCUUCGUACAGGAUAACAACGAUUAUUACGACGAAUUUAACAAUAAACGUUAUGUCAGCGCCAAGCGUGGACUGGACCUCGGGCUGAAUCGGGGCUUCAGCGGCAGCCAAGCCGCCAAGCACCUGAUGGGCCUGGCGGCGGCCAAUUACGCGGGCGGACCAGGGCGAAGGCGUCGCAGCGAGCAGGCGAGUCGAGCUGCCUCUGUCGCGGCGCAGGUCGUGGUGCCGGGCAACGAGCAGGUGUAAACGUCCUACGCGGGAUCCGGGCGGACGACAAGACGAGAUGGAAGCCGCCUGUACUCCUCCUAUACUCCAUCCCCCGAUGACGAUGACGACGACGGCGACGAGAGAUUAUUUAUGGCAUCAUUUCAGCACUUAAUAUUAGACGUGUAAUCAAAUGCUCCAGUAUCCCUUCCCCCAAAUAUAACAAACACAGCAGCAGCAAACAAACCUUACUACUAUUGAUAGAGAAAAUAAAAAUCAAUGUCGCGACUAAUACAUUAUUAUGGUAUACCAAACUUACAAAUCAAUUCUAAUGGAUACUUAUUGAGAAUAACACACGUUACAUCAUUAUAGACCCAUAUACCCUAUAUAGAUAUGAAAUAAUCUCAAACUUGAAAAAAAAAAUUAAUGGAAAAAAAGCUCUUGUACCUGCGUGUGAGAUGUAAAAUAAAAAAUGGUGCAAUUAAUUAACGAUGAUUUAUUUAUGUAUGAUUUCGCAAUAUAAUGUUAUGUAAAGUAAAUGACUGAUAUAUUAUGCUCAUUGAUUUUCGAAAUUCGCGUAGGAUGUUUGGUUUUUUUCAAGUAGAUAUUAUUUCAUUAUAAACAUUUGAAAAAGAAAAAGAAUAUAAGAAUGAUAUUAUAUUAAUAUAAAACAGAAAAAUGAAUGUUGAAGCGUGAUAGUGUAAAGUUUAAUGAUGUUUUUCGCUCUACAUGCAUUGUGUCACGAUAUAGUAUAUAAAAUAGAGUUUAUCCAUUAACUAUAGAUGAUGUAUUUAGCCGAACAAAAGUAAAUUGUUUAGGACUUAACUCAUAGUAAUAAUAUGUUGUACAUUGUUCAUUUCAUUUGUUUUGGCAUAAAACCCAGAUUAUUUAUUAUAUGUGCACUCUGAUUUCAUUUAAUUUUGGAAACGACGCUCGAUCGUCGCAUUCAUUUAUUUUUUUAAGUAUACUAAUAUAUUACAAAAGAGAAUCGAUAAUCGUAAUUAUAAUAGUUGGGAAUUUUGCAAGUCAAAAUCACUCGUGCUAGAUUAGAAAAAAAAUAGCAAAACGUAUUUAUGUAAUCUCCCACCCAAGCGCGUUGAAAAAUAUAUAUGCAAAUAUAUAUAUUUUCAAUGACGAUUUUAAUGAGCUACAAGACUUUACCGUGUUUAUCGCACUCGAUCAAAAAGUACACACUAUCUGACGACGUAUGCUACAAUAAACGACGCUUGUAGAGUAGAUAGCAUAAAUAUAGAAUAGGGUGUCACUAAGUUCCCAAUUUGCAUUGAAAUCCGCUUUCAAGAUUUCAAAAGUUUCUUUGGACCUCAAAUUAGAAAAUUCAUUAUUACUAAUCUUUUAUUUAUGAAUCAUUCAAUCGUUUUUGUAGUCAAAAGCUUCCGCUCCCUUCAUAAGUUUGCGCUAUACAAGAAAACUAGUUAAUUGGCAUUAUAUCAAAAAUAAGACAUUAAAUUGGAUCAAAAUAAACUGCUUUUACUAUCGAUUGUGAUAAUGAUAAAGUCUGAAAAGCUUAUUUUGCAAUUAUCAUUAAACAUAUUUUUAAUCUUUGCACUUCUAAACUCAAAAACAAAUGACUUAAACAAAAAAAGACCAAGAUUAAAAGUCUUGAGAAUCAUUCAAAACUAUAUGCGUGAAUAUUUUAAAAUUCAUUGAGGAUUUUUUUGAAAAAUGAGCAUGGCCUGUCAGGAGUACAAAGAUAGUUUAAUAAUUACAUAUAAAGGGUCGCAAGCAAAAUUUUUUUGAUGUCUAUAAACUUAUAAAAGCUUGGAAGCAAAGUUUUUGGAAACUUGGGAACAAAGUGAUGCUCUAAUAUACAAUUAUUUAAAGGGAUAGGACUAAGCUGAGGAGAAAACUUCAAUAUUAAAAAUAUAAUCGUACAUGGCGAUAGAUUUUUCAAUCGAUAUGUAUAAAAUGUUACUUUAAUUUAAUAAUUUCCAAAGAAAUUGAUAAAAAAGUAUUUUUUUAUUCAUUUAUUUUGAUUACAUUGUACGUGGUAUCCAUUGGAGCUAUUUUUUAUUACAAUAAUUUUUAAAAAUAUUAUGGCUUCUGUUGCAAUGGAUCAUUUUUUCGAAUCCUUGACCCA
This is a messenger RNA of Trichogramma pretiosum, 2825 nucleotides long. It is a transcript of the gene Dh31, whose product is annotated as diuretic hormone class 2. The record is from RefSeq and is a predicted model, not a curated record. The transcript has 5 exons. Bases 362 to 769 code for a protein of 135 amino acids. Gene Ontology annotation, molecular function: G protein-coupled receptor binding; diuretic hormone activity. Gene Ontology annotation, biological process: body fluid secretion. Lineage: Eukaryota; Metazoa; Arthropoda; Insecta; Hymenoptera; Trichogrammatidae.